Messenger RNA from Myotis daubentonii (Daubenton's bat), 957 nucleotides. Its product is annotated as olfactory receptor-like protein OLF4. Gene Ontology annotation, biological process: G protein-coupled receptor signaling pathway. Gene Ontology annotation, molecular function: G protein-coupled receptor activity; olfactory receptor activity. The record is from RefSeq and is a predicted model, not a curated record. NCBI's taxonomy places the organism in Eukaryota, Metazoa, Chordata, Mammalia, Chiroptera, Vespertilionidae. Gene Ontology annotation, cellular component: membrane.
AUGGAACCAGGGAAUCUUACAAGAGCGUCAGAAUUUAUUCUCCUGGGUUUUUCAGAGGAACCAGAACUGCAGCCCCUCAUAUUUGGGCUUUUCCUCUCCAUGUACCUGAUCACUGUGUUUGGAAACCUGCUCAUCAUCCUGGCCGUCAGCUCAGACCACCACCUCCACACCCCCAUGUACUUCUUCCUCUCCCACCUGUCCUUGCUAGACAUCUGUUUCACCUCCACCACCAUCCCAAAGAUGCUGGUGAACAUCCAGACACAGAGCAAAGCCAUCACCUAUGAAGGCUGUAUCAUUCAGAUUUAUUUUUUCUCACUCUUUGCAAUGUUGGAUAACUUGAUUUUGACUGUGAUGGCUUAUGAUCGCUUCGUGGCCAUCUGCCACCCCCUGCACUAUAUGGUCAUCAUGAACCCCCGGCUCUGUGGACUGCUGGUUCUGGUGUCCUGGAUCACAAGUGCCCUGCAUUCCUUGUUAGAAAGUUUACUGUUGUUGCGACUAACCUUCUGUACAGACUUGGAAAUCCCCCACUUUUUCUGUGAACUCAAUCUGAUGGCCCAACUUGCUUGUUUUGACAACUUUCUAAAUAACAUGGUGUUGUAUUUUACAACUGUGCUCCUCGGUGGUGGUGGUCCCCUCGCUGGUAUCAUUUACUCUUACUCUAAGAUAGUGUCCUCCAUACGUGCAAUCCCAUCAGCUCAGGGGAAGUAUAAGGCAUUUUCUAACUGUGUGUCUCACCUCUCAGUUGUCUCCUUAUUUUAUGGAACAAGCCUCGGAGUGUAUCUCAGCUCUGCUGCUGCCCACAGCUCACACUCAAGUGCAGCAGUCUCAGUGUUGUACAGUGUGGUCACACCCAUGCUGAACCCCUUCAUCUACACUCUCAGAAACAAAGACAUAAAAGGGUCCCUGAAACUAUUCUUUGGGAUGGCAGCCAUAAAAAAACAGCUGUGUUCAGUAUGA